Kogia breviceps (pygmy sperm whale) is the source of this 5813-nucleotide messenger RNA. It is a transcript of the gene RASGRF2, whose product is annotated as Ras protein specific guanine nucleotide releasing factor 2. Gene Ontology annotation, cellular component: plasma membrane. NCBI's taxonomy places the organism in Eukaryota, Metazoa, Chordata, Mammalia, Artiodactyla, Physeteridae. Gene Ontology annotation, biological process: positive regulation of GTPase activity; Ras protein signal transduction. Gene Ontology annotation, molecular function: guanyl-nucleotide exchange factor activity; protein binding. The record is from RefSeq and is a predicted model, not a curated record.
AUGCAGAAGAGCGUGCGCUACAACGAGGGGCACGCCCUGUACCUGGCCUUCCUAGCCCGCAAAGAGGGCACCAAGCGCGGCUUCCUGAGCAAGAAGGCAACCGAGGCGAGCCGCUGGCACGAAAAGUGGUUCGCCCUCUACCAGAAUGUGCUCUUCUACUUUGAGGGCGAGCAGAGCUGCCGCCCGGCGGGCAUGUACCUCCUGGAGGGCUGCAGCUGUGAGCGGGCACUCGCGCCGCCCAGGGCCGGGGCCGGGCCGGGCGGCGCCCGGGACGCUCUGGAUAAGCAGUAUUACUUUACUGUUCUUUUUGGCCACGAAGGUCAGAAACCACUAGAGCUGCGCUGUGAGGAGGAGCAGGACGGUAAAGAGUGGAUGGAGGCCAUUCACCAAGCCAGUUAUGCAGACAUUUUGAUUGAGAGGGAAGUGUUAAUGCAGAAGUACAUUCAUCUAGUUCAGAUCGUAGAGACAGAAAAAAUUGCAGCUAACCAACUCCGACAUCAACUUGAAGAUCAAGAUACAGAAAUCGAAAGGCUUAAAUCAGAGAUUGUCGCCCUUAAUAAAACCAAGGAACGAAUGCGACCUUAUCAAAGCAAUCAAGAAGAUGAGGAUCCAGACAUCAAGAAGAUUAAAAAGGUUCAGAGCUUCAUGCGAGGAUGGUUAUGUAGAAGGAAAUGGAAGACCAUUGUGCAGGAUUACAUUUGUUCCCCUCAUGCUGAAAGUAUGAGGAAGAGAAACCAGAUUGUGUUCACCAUGGUUGAGGCCGAGUCGGAGUACGUUCACCAGCUCUACAUCCUGGUCAAUGGCUUCCUGCGGCCCCUGCGCAUGGCGGCCAGCUCCAAGAAGCCCCCCAUCAGCCACGAUGAUGUCAGCAGUAUUUUUCUCAACAGUGAAACCAUCAUGUUUCUUCAUGAAAUAUUUCAUCAAGGACUGAAGGCAAGGAUAGCCAAUUGGCCUACUUUAAUUUUAGCUGAUCUGUUUGAUAUUUUGCUCCCCAUGCUGAACAUUUACCAAGAAUUUGUGCGUAAUCACCAGUACAGCCUCCAAGUGCUCGCCAAUUGUAAGCAAAACAGAGAUUUUGACAAACUCUUAAAACAGUACGAAGCUAACCCUGCCUGUGAGGGGAGGAUGCUGGAGACGUUCUUGACCUAUCCAAUGUUUCAGAUCCCCAGGUAUAUCAUCACACUUCAUGAACUCCUAGCUCAUACUCCCCAUGAGCAUGUGGAGAGGAAAAGUCUGGAGUUUGCUAAAUCCAAACUAGAAGAACUGUCCAGGGUCAUGCACGAUGAAGUGAGUGACACUGAAAACAUAAGGAAGAACCUCGCCAUAGAAAGAAUGAUUGUAGAGGGCUGUGAUAUUUUGCUGGACACUAGCCAAACUUUCAUCCGCCAAGGUUCUCUUAUUCAAGUACCUUCCGUUGAGAGGGGGAAACUUAGUAAAGUUCGCCUGGGUUCAUUGUCUUUGAAAAAGGAAGGAGAAAGACAAUGCUUCUUGUUUACAAAACACUUUUUAAUUUGUACAAGAAGUUCAGGAGGAAAGCUGCAUCUGCUCAAGACAGGUGGAGUUCUCUCUCUAAUAGAAUGUACAUUGGUUGAGGAGCCCGAUACAAGCGAUGAUGACUCCAAAGGUUCUGGGCAAGUGUUUGGACACCUGGAUUUUAAAAUAGUGGUGGAGCCUCCUGACGCUGCCCCUUUCACUGUGGUCUUGUUAGCACCUUCACGCCAGGAGAAAGCUGCCUGGACAAGUGACAUCAGUCAGUGUGUGGACAACAUACGGUGUAAUGGUUUAAUGACUGUAGUGUUUGAAGAAAAUUCCAAAGUUUCUGUGCCACAUAUGAUUAAGUCUGAUGCCCGUCUUCACAAGGAUGACACUGACAUUUGCUUCAGUAAAACACUCAACUCCUGCAAAGUGCCCCAGAUCCGUUAUGCCAGUGUGGAGCGCCUGUUGGAGCGACUGACAGACCUGCGGUUUCUUAGUAUCGAUUUCCUCAAUACCUUUCUGCACACCUAUCGGAUUUUCACGACGGCAGCCGUGGUGCUGGGGAAACUUUCUGACAUAUACAAGAGGCCUUUCACCUCUAUCCCCGUCAGGUCCUUGGAAUUGUUUUUCGCUACCAGCCAGAACAGCAGAGGUGAACACUUGGUGGAUGGCAAAUCCCCGCGCCUGUGUCGCAAAUUCUCUUCCCCACCACCACUGGCUGUGUCCAGAACGUCCUCCCCAGUGAGGGCCAGAAAGUUGUCCUUGACUUCUCCCUUGAACUCAAGGAUAGGAGCAUUGGACCUGACCACCUCCUCGGCGUGCAACAGUCCUACAACCACUCACAGCCCUGCUGCAUCCCCACCACCACACACUGGUAAAGUACCACUGGAUCUUAGCCGAGGCCUUUCUUCUCCAGAACAAAGCCCAGGAUCUGUAGAAGAGCAUGUAGAUAACCCCCGCGUGGAUCUGUGUAACAAGCUAAAACGAAGUAUUCAAAGAGCAGCAGUGCUAGAGUCUGCGCCGGUGGACCGAGCAGGAGUGGAAGGCUCCCCCGCGGCAGAUGCCACCGAACUUUCACCUUGCAGGUCACCCUCAACUCCUCGGCACCUCCGCUACCGCCAGCCCGGAGGACAGACGGCCGACAACUCCCCCUGCUCUGUUUCACCUGCUUCUGCUUUUGCAAUUGCCACAGCUGCAGCAGGACAUGGGAGUCCACCCGGAUUUAACAACACCGAGAGAACAUGUGACAAAGAGUUUAUCAUACGUAGAACAGCCACCAAUCGCGUACUGAACGUCCUCCGGCACUGGGUCUCAAAGCACGCACAGGAUUUUGAACUCAACAACGAACUAAAGAUGAACGUCCUAAACUUGCUAGAAGAAGUUUUGAGAGACCCAGAUCUUCUUCCCCAAGAACGGAAAGCCACAGCGAAUAUCCUGAGGGCCCUUUCACAAGAUGAUCAAGAUGACAUUCACCUAAAACUGGAGGAUAUAAUUCAACUGACGGACUGUCCAAAGGCCGAGUGCUUUGAGACCUUGUCAGCCAUGGAGCUGGCUGAGCAGAUCACCCUCCUGGACCACAUCGUUUUCAGAAGCAUUCCCUACGAAGAAUUUCUUGGGCAGGGGUGGAUGAAGCUGGAUAAAAAUGAAAGAACACCUUACAUUAUGAAAACCAGCCAACACUUCAAUGAUAUGAGUAACCUGGUGGCCUCCCAGAUCAUGAAUUAUGCGGAUGUCAGCUCCCGAGCCAACGCAAUUGAGAAGUGGGUGGCCGUGGCGGACAUCUGCCGGUGCCUGCACAACUACAACGGCGUGCUGGAGAUCACCUCAGCCUUAAACAGAAGUGCCAUCUACCGGCUGAAGAAAACCUGGGCCAAGGUGUCCAAGCAGACAAAAGCUCUAAUGGACAAGCUUCAGAAGACUAUUUCAUCUGAAGGAAGAUUUAAAAAUCUCAGAGAAACCCUUAAAAAUUGUAACCCCCCUGCUGUUCCUUAUCUGGGGAUGUACCUGACAGACCUGGCAUUUAUUGAAGAAGGAACACCAAACUUUACUGAGGAAGGCCUCGUCAAUUUCUCCAAGAUGAGAAUGAUAUCACACAUCAUCAGAGAGAUACGCCAGUUUCAGCAGACUUCCUAUCGAAUAGACCAUCAGCCAAAGGUCACUCAGUACUUGCUUGACAAAGCCCUCAUCAUAGAUGAAGAUACACUGUAUGAGCUGUCUCUAAAAAUUGAACCUCGGCUCCCUGCUUGACGAUCCAGCCUUGCCCCAAGUCCGUGGAAUUUUCGUGGAAAGCAGAAGGGACAGAACUGUGCAUGCCACGCCUCCCACAGUGCAGGGAGGACGGGGGUGAUGGAGACGAAGACAGUCUCCUUUGUCCCCCGAAGAUGAUGGAACCAAAAGGGAAUUCUGUCUCCAGCCAGGGAAGCCCAGUUGGUUGGAGUUGAAGACAGAUGCUUCAGACUUGGGUGGGAAGGUGAAGAGAGUGAUAUUUGGUAAAGCUGAGGGCACAUUUGCAUGAGGGAAUAUAAGAUGAGAGGUGCUGGUAGCCAUUUUAAUGAAGCAGGUAAAAGAGGAAUUUUAAACUCUGCUGCAUGUUCUAUUAGAACUCGGGGACGAGGGUCCUUGGAAAAGACUUGUGAUGUUUCGCGGGCACUUUACUGGCCCGGUGCACCUCCCGGUCUUCUCCUAGGGUUUAACUGCUUCUGUUACAUUUCCUUUGUUACAGGCUUCCAGAAGAGCCGAGGCUGCCUCUGUAGGGAUGGGCCGACACAUAAGCAAUUUCAGUCCUCAGCAUGUGCAUGGUUCUCAGUGCAUCAUAAAUAUUUAUACUGGAAGAAUGGCAUGUUCUGCAACUGCUCUUUCAGUCUUUAGGCAACAGGACAGGAAAGACAGGUUGAAAGUCAAGUGGAUUUGUACGUAACAUUUCCAUAAUUAAAAACUCAGUAGCUGUGCCCCUGCGGAGCCCAGCCAGUGGCUCUCUCGAGGUGGAGGAGUGGGGGGCUUCUUCCUGAGGCUGUGGAGACCAGGAAGCCAAUGCCCUUGGAGAGACAGGUGCAGGCUUUGCCAAAUGAUGCCCACGCACCUCACCGGCAAAACUGUGGAAUACGACAAAAGGCCACAAAGUGCUACGGGGAAGAGUGGGUUUCAAAGCUAAGUGAAAAGAUAUACUUAAAAAUAAUCUCUGCACCUUGCUGUGCUUGGUUUCUUCCCCCCCGCCGCUCCCCACCAUUGGUAAUGUGGGAAUCUAUUCUGAUUUACACAAACCAUUUUUAGCCUCACUAUGAACGUUGAUUGUAUUUUUUUAAGCUGUUUAGUGGGAUUUUCUUUUUAAAACCCACCCUUCCGUGUGCUGUUGGUAGAAGGUUCUUCCCCAGUCUCUAAAUUUUGAGACAUUUCUGAGUGAAAAUAUUGUAAGUAUAUGGGAAAUGGACCCAACCACUCAACAGCCCUUGUGUCAGAAAACCAAAUGCAGGGGUUAGUCCUCCUACCCUAGGCUGGGAAAGCAACCUUGCUUCUCUCAGGAUUGUUGGUUGUUGGAGAAAUAGGGCUAUCUCAUGUUUACUUCCCUCUUCUCUUCUCAGGGAGACCUCUGCUUUCAAAGAAGAGAAAAGAUAUAGAGUUAUUGUUACCUGAGCCUAUUGCAUCUGGCAGGCAUGAAGCAUAUUGAUGCAGACAAUGAAAAAAAAUUGACCUGGCUGCUUUCUCUGUUUCUUUGCACUUUAAUUAUGUUGUUAGAGCUGACAGCUGACUAAUAAAUUCAACUUGCUGGCUCAUAAGACCCAGAGAACUGAUAAUGUCCCACAGAGGUGGAGAAUGUACAUUUUUCCUGCAUGGUAAGAGCCAUGUCUGUACAUAACUAUGUAGUGAAAUAUCAAGUAAGUAAAAGAAAAUACUUAAAAUAUUUGAAGACCAUUCCAAUAAUAUUUUCAAUAGCUCAUAUUAGCCAACAGGAUAGCACUAAACCCAAGGAGGGUGACUUAUUGGAUGCUUUAUUUUUCUUUUUUAAAAGAAAGUUGCUUGUUUUUUCUCUUUAAUUUCAAAUAAGAGGUUGAUGCAUUUGAUGCAUGAUAAGAAGCAUGGGUUGUUUGGAUCCUAACAAUGCAUAACUUACAAUUUGUUUCUCAAUGUUCAGGAACAGAGUUGGAACUAAUAUAUGUCAAUUGCACCAAGCACCUCAAAGUCUUGCAAAAGAAUAAGAAAGUAAGGUUAACUUUCUUGGUGCAAAAACAUAGUUUUGAAGGUGAACUAAAACCAGGACAAAUCAGUGAAAGGACCACACACAUAGUAGUUUCAGGCAGAGCAACACGCAGAAAGGUUGAUGCAUCUGACUCUGCCCUUAG